AUGAUUAAAAGCAAUAGAACAAAAUUAAGAAGAAUUAAAGCUGAAUUAGAUAGAAUUGAUUAUAAUAACCCGCAAGAAUCACAAAUAAAUGAUAUGCAUCAAAAUGAUUCAAUUUCAUUGAAUUGUGAAGAUGAUGUUGCUACUAAUACUAUAAAUGCUGCUUAUGACUCCACUAGUAUUUUUUUUGAUGUUAAAUCACCUACUUUAGUUAUUGACACUGAAUCAAACAACCCAUUUCAAGGUAUAGACUGCAGUGAUGAAGAUGAUCAAUUACUUUCUGUAGAAACAGAGCCUAAUAUUAAUGAAAUGCUUGCAGACUGGGCAGUUAGUUGUAAAAUACCAUUUAACAGUAUGAAUCAACUGUUAUCAAUUUUAAAAAAACAUAAAUGUUUUUCUAAAUUACCUAAAGACAGCCGAACUUUAUUAGCUACACCCCAGUCACCAAAUUUAAAAUAUAUUCCUAAUGUCGACCCUGGAAUAUAUCAUCACUUUGGUUUGGCUAAUGGUAUAGUUCAGUGUUUACAAGACAGUUUGGUAAAUGAUUCGGUUAUUCAAAUCGCAAUAGGCAUUGAUGGAUUGCCAUUAACAAAGUCUAGUAAUAGCCAACUGUGGCCUAUUUUGGCAUUUAUUAUGAACACUGACAACUCAAAACAAACAGUUUUUCCUGUAGGUAUUUAUCAUGGAAAUUCCAAACCUAAAGACAGUGAUGAUUUUAUAUAUGAUUUUGUUAUGGAAGCACGUGAAUUAUCUGAUAAUGGAAUUAUUAUUAACAACUUAAAAAUGUUUGUUUCUAUUAAAGUAAUUUGUUGUGAUGUCCCUGCUCGCUGUUUUGUGUUGAAGACAAAAUAUCACUCUGGUUUUAAUUCAUGUUCACGAUGCAUUAUUGAAGGGGAAUACAUAAAUAAUCGUGUUUGUUUCCCAUAUUCAAAUAUAUAUUCUGCUCCAAGAACUGAUGAAGACUAUCGAAAUUGCAAAAAUGAAGAAUAUCAUAAUUCACCAAAUCCUUCAAUAAUUACCAAUUUACCUAAUUUUGAUAUUACAAAAUCUUUUAUUUUAGAUUAUAUGCACCUCACAAAUUUAGGGGUAAUGCGUAAGCUAUUGUCUUUUUGGGUUCUCAAAGGGCCUUCAAAUGUUCGACUUUCUGGGAAAAAAAUAUCUGAGUUAACUGAAUUAUUACUAAAACUGAGACCGUUUGUUACUUCAGAAUUUUGUAGAAAACCUAGAGAAGUUCAAGAUAUUCUUCGAUGGAAGUCUACAGAAUUUCGAUUAUUUCUAAUUUAUAUUGGACCAUUUGUACUCAAAGAUAUUAUAACUGAUGAUUGUUAUAGUAAUUUCAUGUGUUUAAAUGUGGCCAUGGUCAUUCUUUUGAGUCCAGAUCAUCAAAAUUUAUCCUCUUAUGCUCAAACACUUUUGGAGUACUUUGUGGAAACAUUUCAAAAUAUUUAUGGGACUCAUAACGUGUCACACAAUGUUCAUAGUCUAUUACACAUAACAUCUGAUUAUGAGCGUUAUGGACCAUUGGAUAAAUGUAGUUGCUACCCAUUUGAGAACUAUAUGAAAGAAAUUAAGUCAAUGUUGAGGAAGCAUGAAAAACCAUUGCAACAGUUAAUUAACCGUUAUAGCGAACAAAAAUAUACUAAAAUUCAUCACUCCUCUAAUGCUCUAAAAACUUGUAAAAGUUAUACUUUAAAAAAAAUUCAUAAAAAUGGUCCACUGCCAGAUUUUGCAACUAUUACUGGAUAUCAAUAUUCAUGUCUAAUUUUUAAUAAUUUUAAAAUUAAUAUUAAUUGCAAAAGAGAUCAAUUUAUUUUAACAAACUGUAAUCAUAUUGUAAAAUGCUUUAAUAUUAUGGAAACAUGUGUAAAUGGGGAAAAAGGAACAUUUAUCCUAGGAAAACAUUUUAUGAACAAGUCACCGGCAUAUAUAAAACCUAUGGAUUCAACUAUUUUAGAUAUUUAUUUGGUUGAUAAUAUAUCAACUUACUUUCAGCUAUGGAAUGUUGAUAAAAUAAGUAAAAAAAUUAUGAUACUGCCUUUUAAAGAUAGAUAUGUGGCAUUACCUAUCUUACAUUCUGAAAUCUAUAAAACUGUAUUAUAA
Macrosiphum euphorbiae (potato aphid) is the source of this 2097-nucleotide messenger RNA. Lineage: Eukaryota; Metazoa; Arthropoda; Insecta; Hemiptera; Aphididae. The record is from the annotation of a GenBank genome assembly.